AUGUGGUACAUCUGUCCAAGCGCAAGAGGGAGAGAGUUCCCCGACCGACCUAGUGCCGCGUUAGAGACGGACGAAAUAGAUCGCGUCGACUUCGAUGAGUGCCUGUUACCGGAGGACAGUUGGGCAAGAGAGCUGGAAGAAGGAGAGUACGAGGUCGAGGAGAUUUUGGGAGCUCGCACUGGAAAGAAAACACGUUACGGGAGACAGCAACGAGAGCUCCUCGUCCGAUGGAAAGGGUGUGAAGACCCCUCGCGGGUGGAUGUAGUGGCUUUGAAUUGGGGAGCCUUACUUCGGGAUUUCGAGCGCAAGAAGACAAGAAAGAAUCGUUUCAAAGCGAUGGAAACUUAUGAGAAUCAGAGGCCGAAACUGAGGAUCUUAGGCAGUCGAUCAGAGUCUAUAGUGGGUAGAUCGUGGUCGUUUUUGUGA
Molecule: messenger RNA, 426 nt
Organism: Peronospora belbahrii
Lineage: Eukaryota; Oomycota; Peronosporomycetes; Peronosporales; Peronosporaceae
Source: the annotation of a GenBank genome assembly